Messenger RNA from Cygnus atratus (black swan), 618 nucleotides. RefSeq names its product cytotoxic T-lymphocyte associated protein 4 (gene CTLA4). Lineage: Eukaryota; Metazoa; Chordata; Aves; Anseriformes; Anatidae. Gene Ontology annotation, cellular component: external side of plasma membrane; membrane. Bases 1 to 618 code for a protein of 205 amino acids. Gene Ontology annotation, biological process: immune response; T cell receptor signaling pathway; B cell receptor signaling pathway. The record is from RefSeq and is a predicted model, not a curated record. The transcript is spliced from 4 exons.
AUGCUCUCAAUAUUGGUCACCGUGGGAUUUCUCUGCACAGCCACUGCCGUUGCAGAAGUAAUGGAAGUGUCUCAGCCAGCAAUGGUGCUAGCCAACAGGCAAGGAGUUGCCAGCUUGGUGUGUAAAUACAAGCACAUCGGGAAUGCAAAGGAAAUUCGAGUGACUCUGCUGAAACAGACGGGUGACCAGUUCACUGAGAUUUGUGCUUCAACCUACACGACGGAGUUUAAAAUGUUCAGUGUGGAAGAGGUCAUUCAGUGCCGUGUUAGCCCUAGCCGAAACAAUGUGACCCUCACCCUCACUGGCCUGCAAGUUAAUGAUACUGGUCUUUAUGUCUGCAAGAUGGAGCGGAUGUACCCUCCACCCUAUUUUAUGAACAAAGGCAAUGGGACACAACUCUACGUGAUUGAUCCAGAACCGUGUCCAGACACUGCCAUAUAUCUCUGGGUAUUAGGAGCUACUGCCUCAGGAUUCUUUCUUUACAGCUUCAUCAUCUCAGCUGUUGUCGUGGGCAAAGCGAUACAGAGAAGACGACGUCUCACUACUGGAGUCUAUGUGAAAAUGCCUUCUGAAAAGCUAGAGAAAAAAGUGAUUCCAUUUCACAUCACUGUGAAUUGA